This is a messenger RNA of Enterobius vermicularis (human pinworm), 3996 nucleotides long. NCBI's taxonomy places the organism in Eukaryota, Metazoa, Nematoda, Chromadorea, Rhabditida, Oxyuridae. The record is from the annotation of a GenBank genome assembly.
AUGCGAAGAAUCGAGCUCAUCCGAAACACUAUUUUAGGCAGUAAUGCUGAGGAUUUAAAAAUUGAUGUCGAAAGUUGUUAUAAUUUGCUUGUGGAAGCUGAAUCUGAAGAAGACUUUGAGUUGCUGUAUUUCAAGACAUUAAACUGGUUGAUUUCUGACGAUAUGCCCAAUAGAGGACUUAGAAAACAGUCAAAGUUUUUGGCUGAAAAGAACGUAAUUGAAAUAGGACCACGCUUUACGUAUACGACACCAUUCAGUAUCAAUGCAGUUUCUGUUUGUAAAGCUGCUGGGAUAGCUGGUGUAAAGCGUGUGGAAGUUUCAAAACGUUAUUAUAUUUACUAUACAGCAAAAAACGUUGAUCAGGAGGUUCUUUUCCUGAUUCACAGUCGUCUGGCAGAGUGUGAAUAUAAUGUGGUUCCUUCCUUCACAAAGUGUCGGAGUCUAGAAAAGUGUUAUCAGAUUGACAUUUCUGCUUUGAAAGACAACCUUAAAAAUGCAUGUGAAAUGCUAGGUCUUUCCAUGGAUGACGAUGACUUAAACUACUGCUUCGAUCUCUUUCAUAAUAGGUUAAGGCGAAACCCAACUAAUGUGGAGUUGUAUGACUUAGCUUAUUCCAUCAACGCACAAAACAAGAAUAUAGGAAAACUGAUUGUUGAUGGUAAGGAACAGACAGAUUCACUGAUAGAACAAAUCCAGAAUACACAAAAUUAUUCAAAUCGAAAUAACGUUAUUGCGUUUGCAGAUGAAAGCAGUGCAAUAGUUGGAUUUCGAACACACUGCUUGAGAUCUCUAAAUCCUGCAGUUUUUGCGGAACUUGACUAUUUUCCGUGUGUCAGACAUAUUCUUCAUUCUACUGGAAUUUAUCAUUUCCCGACAGUAACUGCUACCGGCAUUGGUCAAAGGAUAGGAGACAUUUAUGCUACUGGACGAGGCGCGAAUGAAGCAGCUGGAAUUGCCGGCUAUUCCGUAGGUAAUUUACAUCUGGACGGUUACAAGCUAGAAUGGGAAGACGAUUUUACAUAUCCAUCAGAAGUACUACAAUCAAAAGAAAUACUGAAUGAGGCCAGCAGUAGUGUAAGCUACUACAGUAACAAAUUUGGAGAACCGUUAAUUUGUGGCUAUUUGAGAAGUUUUGGACAAAAACUGUCAGGUAGUUACCGUUCGGAAUACCUCAACCCCCUUAUCUUUUCCGGCGGUAUUGGAGCAGCUGAUGACAUUCAGAUCAGGAAAGUGCCGCCAGAGUCAGGAUUGUGGCUUGCAACUAUCGGUAGUUCUCCUUCCAGCGUUGGAAGAUCUGCCAUUAAUCCUGUAUCAAUUCUAGAUUACAAAGAACAUACCUGUAAUCCAAAUUAUGAUACUGUUCGGAGAGCAAACCCGGAAAUGGGACAAAAAGUGUAUCGUGUGGUUCGAGGAUGCACCGAGUUAGGUGACGAAAACCCGAUAAUGUCAGUCCGUAAUCAGGGAUCUGGUGGAAACGGAAGUGUUUUAAAAGAAGUAAUUGGUAGCAAACUUGGUGCGCUUGUUGAGGCUGACAGAUUUCAAUUGGGAGAUCCACCUUUGUCAAUUUAUGAGUUAUGGUGUAGUGAAUGUCAAGAAGGUAACACAGUAACUGUUCAUCCUGAACGCAAAGCUGUUCUCGAAAUCAUUGCCAAACGUGAACGGUGUGACGUAUCUUUCAUUGGUCAGACAAAUAAUUCAAAGAUGAUUACACUACUUGAUUACAAUAACGAGAAAACUGAACAACCUCCAUUCAAUAUACCGAGGGAUUUAGCUAGCAAACCUUUGAAGCGUUUUUCCUUGACUUCGAUUAAAGACUCUUCUAAAGCUUUGAAAAUACCCUGUGAACUAACCGUUAUGGAAGCAUUAUCGCUUGUCUUAAGGUUACCUUCGGUUUCAUCCAAACGUUUUCUCACAAACAAGGUCGAUCGUUCUGUGACGGGUCUUAUAGCUCGACAGCAGUGCGUUGGACCCCUAGAAACUCCUUUGGCGGAUGUUGCAGUUGUUGCUUUGUCAUACUGGGAUAAAGUAGGUGGUGCUGUCGCGAUAGGAGAACAGCCACUGAAAGGUUUGAUCAGUCCAGAAGCUGGCGCACGCAUGUCGCUCGCAGAAGCGCUUACCAACUUAAUUUUUGCUCCAAUCACAGAAAGAAGGGAUAUUAAAUGCAGUGGUAAUUGGAUGUGGGCGGCAAAGGCGCGCGGUGAAGGGGCACAUUUGGUAAGAGCCUGUAAGGCGCUUUGUGAAGCUAUGAAGGAAGUUGAAGUUCGGAGUGAAAAAGUGAAAGUUCCCGGUACUGUUGUUGUUAGUGUCUAUGCGCCAUGUGUAGACAUAACUAAAGUCGUUACCCCUGAUUUAAAAGGCUCUUCAGAUGAUAUGCCAACGCACUUAUUAUAUAUACGCUUCGGUAACGACGGUUUUCCCAACAGAUUAGGAGGGUCUGCUUUAGCUCAGUGUCUAAGCCAAAUCGGAGACGUCCCUAGUGAUGUUGAUGACUUCGCACUGUUCUCGAGAGCUUUCGACAUAGUCCAGAAACUCAUAAAAGAGGACCGAAUUCUAUCCGGUCACGAUGUCAGUGAUGGAGGUUUAAUAACAUGUGUUUUGGAAAUGGCAAUGGCGGGGAACCGCACGACAGUACUGCAGAUUAUAACGCCGUCAGGUGUUUUGGAAACUCUUUUUGCUGAAGAAGCUGGAAUAAUAGUUGAAGUGACGGAUGAAGAGGUUGAAGACAUCAAGAACAUUUUAACCAGUGCAAAUGUUUUAGCUGAGGACAUUGGAUUUGUCACUAAUGAAAGCGGCUCUGAUGCUAAGGUCAUAGUUACACUGAAUUUUACGGAAGUAUUACAUGAACCACUUUGGAAAUUACGCGCAAUUUGGGAGGAAACAAGUCAGCAACUUGAACGUUUACAAACUGAGGAAGGAUGUGUCGCGGAACAAGGCCUAUGGUUGAAUGAAGCAAAAAAUCCAGUAUAUAAGGCAGAUUUUGACUACUCACCGCGCAGGAUAGAUUUCAAAGCCCAAAAAAUGUUUAAAGUUUAUUCGGUUGCUAUAGUUCGUGAAGAAGGGAGUAGUGGAGACCGUGAAAUGGCAGCUGCCUUCUAUUUGGCUGGUUUUGCAGUAUUUGAUGUAAAUAUGGAAGAUUUUCUGGAUUCUCGAUUUUCUUUAUCAUUUUUCAACGGGAUUGUUUUUGUGGGAGGAUCUGCCUACGCUGAUUUUUUUGGUGCCGCAAAGGGCUGGGCUAGUUUAAUAAUGCAUCACGAAAAUGUUUUAAAUGAGAUUGAGCUAUUCUUGAAGCGCCGGGAUGCAUUUUCACUAGGAGUGGGCAAUGGGUGUCAGCUGAUGAUGAUUCUUGGUUGGGUUGGUCGCACUGAAGCCGAGAAGGGCAAGACAGUCCAACUGAAACAGAACAAGUGCGGACGUUUCCAGAGUUCAUUUACCUCAGUCGCAAUAACCAGAUCUGAAUCUAUAUUUCUCAAAGGAAUGGAAGGCUCCAUACUUGGAGUAUGGUCAGCUCAUAGUGAAGGGAGGUUUUGUUUCACGAAUGACGAUGCGUUUAAUGAGCUCGAGCAGAACUGUCUGCUACCACUUCGGUACUGCGAUGUAAAUGGGAGACCGACAACAAGGUUCCCUCAGAACCCUAACGGAAGCACAAAGGAAGUCCAGAUUGACCACAGUAUAUUGACCAUUAAUGGUUCACAGGGAUCAGAUAAAUUUACAUCUUUUGUGACUUUUCUGUAUUUCAGAAAUUUGAUAUUAAAAGCACGUAAUCUGCCCAUGAAAGGAGUUGCUGGAAUUUCUUCACUGGACGGGCGCCAUCUAGCGAUCAUGCCACAUCCUGAACGUUCAUUCCUGUCGUGGCAGUGGCCGUAUUAUCCGAAGGAAUGGAAAAGAAAUCAUUUCAAUGCCUCACCCUGGAAUGAGAAUUACGUUUAUACGAACUCUCCAUGGAUGCGCAUGUUUUUAAAUGCCUUUGAUUGGACGCGUCACGUUACUAGUAUAUGA